Messenger RNA from Dendroctonus ponderosae (mountain pine beetle), 1146 nucleotides. RefSeq names its product protein takeout. The record is from RefSeq and is a predicted model, not a curated record. The transcript has 5 exons. The coding region runs from base 178 to 1014 and encodes 278 amino acids. NCBI's taxonomy places the organism in Eukaryota, Metazoa, Arthropoda, Insecta, Coleoptera, Curculionidae.
UUGUCGACCAGUGUUUCGUUCAUUAUUCAAAUUUGAUCGGAAGCAUUGUUUAUUUCGACCAAAUUGAUCUUUAAUGAUUAUAGUUCGCUUUAGAAUGUUUGGCCACUCUAGGUAAAAUUCAGUGAUGAUUUGGAUCUAAUUUGGGCCAGUGCUUGUUCUUUGGCAGACUUUUUCAAAAUGGGCAAAGGCGCUUUUAAACUGUAUUUAAUCAUUGUUGGUAUGUGGGUUGAAAAUGUUUGCGGCUACACUGUUCAAGAUGCCCCUUUACUUGAGAAUAGACCUAUAUGGUUAAAAGCCUGCCAAAGGUCCGAUUCAAAAAUCAACGAAUGCAUAAACGACAUGUUUCUUCAUCUGUUUCCCUAUUUGGCGGCAGGAAUCCCGGAAAUAAAAGUGGAACAUUUCGAGCCUCUGGCGCUGGAAAAUGUGGCGAUUAGCAAAGGAAGUGGACCUAUAGUGAUCAGUGGAAAGCUGUACGACUUGCACGUAGAGGGGCCCUCAAACUCCACACCGAAAAACUCAGAAUUUAUCAGGAAUGGCAAACAAGGUCAUUGGAACCUGGACAUGGACAUCCCGCUGUUGGAUAUCAAAUCAAAGUACAAUUUGAAAGGACAAAUUCUGGUGUUGCCGCUGGUCGGGCAUGGCAACUGCCAGCUGAAACUGUCCGAGAUUCGCACGAAAAUUUCCACAAAUAUCACUUUUCCUGAAAGAAACCAGAGGGAAAUCAUGCAGGUCGAUGCGAUGAAGGUGAAGUUUCGCAUUGGCGGUUUGUGGGCGCAAUUCGAUCAUCUGUUCAAUGGAAAUGAGAUUUUAGGCCGAACCGUCAAUGCUUUUAUCAACCAAAACGGUUUGGAAAUAAUUGCCGAAUUGGAGGAAAGCAUCGCCAACAGUCUAGCUCAGAUUUUCAAAAAACUGAUGAACAACGUUUUUGUGAAAAUGCCCACCGAUCUUUGGUACCUGGAUGAAGAACAGUUUGCAGAAUAUCAGCGGGAGCUCAAAACGGCCGGGACAAGAUAGGGGCGUAAUAAUCAAUCUACUGAAACCCAAAAAUGUGAUAAGCGAAAAUUUGUUGUUUUGUUGAAAAAAAUUAGAAAUGGAACGUCGGAAAUUUGGCAACAAAAUCUAUGACUGAUUAAAUUUUUAACAAUA